UCUAGAUAUCUAUGCUUUGUACCAUGAUACUAUCCUCACUCUCUUUACUCGGAUUAACCAGUAUUGCGAUGGCCCUGGCACCGCCGCUGACGGUGCAGUAUCAAUUUCCAACAGCAAUAUCCGAUAAUAUGAAAGUGCCAGUGGUUCUAGGAGUCAUGUCUCGCUGCCCAGAUGCAAUUCUGUGUGAAUCUGUGUUCAACCGCGUAUUACAAAGAGUAGGCCAGAAAGUAGAGAUUUCAUUGUCAUUCAUCGCCAAACCAAAUGCCUCGGAGCCUUAUGGCGUAACUUGCAUGCAUGGACAAGCGGAGUGUGCCGGAAAUGUGCAAGAGUUGUGCGCUGCCAAAUAUCACACUACUGCUGAAUGGUGGUCCUUUAUGCAAUGCCAAAACUUUCAGGGGAGUGAUAAUAUCGGCACGCCUGAAACUGCCCUCAACUGCGCCAACGCAGCGGGAAUCGACUGGGAAAACGGCAAAGCUGGUCGAUGCGCAGGAAAAGACGGCCGUGGAACGGAAGGAAUACAACUUUUGCAACAGAGCGCCAGGGAUAGCAUCGCAGCUGGGAUCCAGAAAAGCUGCACAAUCAUCAUCAAUGGUCAACAAGUAUGUAUACGGGAUGGCACUUGGUAUGACUGCGAGGGCGGUCAUUCGCCGGGAGAUUUCAUCAGACAAAUCAACGAAGAGUAUGACAGACUCAACAGCGCUGGCUGAAGAAAGGAGACAUAUUGUUUAACAUUAAUCUCAUGAUCCACGUCAGUGCACGUACAUAAUACCACUCAGCCACCAAGAAUUAGCUCGUACACAAUUAUGACAAGAUUCAGUCCUAUUAGUGGUACUUUGUGCGGAAACGUAAGUGUGUCAAGUUCCGACUUGAGGCUUGUGCCACUUACUACGCAUGAGGGUCCGCACAGCA
This is a messenger RNA of Suillus subalutaceus, 909 nucleotides long. RefSeq lists its product as uncharacterized. Bases 12 to 707 code for a protein of 231 amino acids. The transcript has 4 exons. Lineage: Eukaryota; Fungi; Basidiomycota; Agaricomycetes; Boletales; Suillaceae. Gene Ontology annotation, molecular function: oxidoreductase activity, acting on a sulfur group of donors, disulfide as acceptor. The record is from RefSeq and is a predicted model, not a curated record.